Messenger RNA from Hepatospora eriocheir, 126 nucleotides. The record is from the annotation of a GenBank genome assembly. NCBI's taxonomy places the organism in Eukaryota, Fungi, Microsporidia, Hepatosporidae.
AUGACUUCAAUUUUACUAACAUCUUUUUGUUUAUUUUUAUUAAAUAAUUUGUCAUCACAAUCAACUUUUUGUCUUUUUGAACUACUAGGUUCAUCUAAAUUAUCAUCAUUUUCUUUAUCUAAUUGA